Molecule: messenger RNA, 666 nt
Organism: Paramecium tetraurelia
Lineage: Eukaryota; Ciliophora; Oligohymenophorea; Peniculida; Parameciidae
Exons: 2
Source: RefSeq, a predicted model, not a curated record
AUGAAAUAAGUGUCUUCUACUACUGACUACUCAAUUUUACGACAAAUUUAAAUUCACCAUUCACAUACCUAACCUAAAGAGUCCGACAUCACUUUAGGACGAACUACCAGUUAUGAGUCAAGUUAGUUCUGCAGGAAUUUUAACAUUAUGGCUUUUAGGAGAGCUUCCACAAAAGAAGAUAUUAACAGUGCUAUGCAAGGAAAGAACUAAGCAUAUGCUUAAGAAACCAUUGCAAUCAGCAAUCUAAACUUCAUCAAGUAAUCUUAAUUCCAUUUACAUUUAAGUCCAUCCUCUUAAAUUGAGAUGAAUCAAUUAUAGACCAAAGUGUGGAAAUCUUUAUAGAAAUAGAUGCUGUAAAAAGUAUAUUCGAUAGACAUAAUUGUAUUAUUGCAAAACUAAAAUGAAUACGAAUUUAAAUUUGACAUAAGUAAACUUUCAUGUUUUCUGAUGGUCAAAGAGCUAUCAAACCUAAUUUCACAAGCGUAUUGGGAUAGAAUUAAUAAAACUAAUUAAAAAAGGAAGUUUCUACAUCCUUAUUUAUCUAUCUUAGUGGGCAGAGUGAAAACGUAGAAACUCGAUGGAAACAUGAGACUAUUUGAAUUAAUACACAUAUUGCUAAACGGGCAAAAGACACUUAUUUUAUAAGAAUCACCUUAGCCACUUUGA